GUUGGUGCUUAUUUGUCGCUCCGAUCGGACCUGCACAUCGAUCCAUCCAUCCAUCGAUCUAUCGAGUGCGUCUGCUGGCUCGGCUUGAAGUGUGUUGUGGAAGCGAGAGCACGGGGGAUUGUUGUGGCGUGGGGAUCGGAGCGCGAGCGUUGGAAGGAUGUCGUAUGCGUACCUGUUCAAGUACAUUAUCAUCGGAGACACAGGUGUGGGAAAAUCAUGCCUGCUUUUGCAGUUCACUGACAAGCGGUUCCAACCUGUUCACGAUUUAACUAUUGGUGUGGAGUUCGGGGCUCGGAUGAUCACCAUCGAUAACAAACCUAUCAAGCUUCAGAUUUGGGAUACCGCCGGUCAAGAAUCUUUCCGUUCCAUCACUAGAUCGUACUACAGAGGAGCAGCUGGCGCGUUGUUGGUGUAUGAUAUCACCAGGAGGGAAACUUUCAAUCACCUUACAAGUUGGUUGGAAGAUGCACGACAACAUGCAAAUUCUAACAUGACUAUCAUGCUAAUCGGUAAUAAGUGCGACCUGGCACAUAGAAGAGCUGUUAGUACCGAAGAAGGUGAACAGUUUGCCAAAGAAAAUGGUUUAGUAUUCAUGGAGACAUCUGCGAAGACUGCCCAAAAUGUUGAGGAUGCUUUCAUCAACACAGCUGCUAAGAUCUAUCAGAAGAUUGAGGAGGGAAUUUUUGAUGUUUCCAAUGAGUCGUAUGGCAUUAAGGUUGGCUACAGCACAUGGACCGCUUCAGGAGGUACUGGUGGGGGGAAUACAUCUGCUCAAUCGGGUGGUUGUUGUUCGUGAAGCUUUGUUUGACUGAGGUAUUGACUGGUUGAUAACUUUUGUUAGCCAGUCAAUUUAUGCACCGUUUGGGGAUAUCUAGUGAGAAGAAUGAUGAAACUGGAGCGUCACCUUGUUGUAGUGUCCAGGAGAAAAUUCAAAAAUCUCGUCUUACACUUCACACCAGACUUAUAGAGGUUUCAGGAAUUAUAGAGUUAGCAGAAGAUGGUUGUGUGGUAUUGAAAAAUAAUGACUUAGUUCUAGCUUCACGUUUCAGUUAUUUGUUUGAGUUUUGCGCCCAGUUUCUGAAACAGCAGAUAUCAACACUGUACAGUUAAUUAUCAUUCUCACAAGCAUAUACGAUUCUUUUUCUUAUUUAUUCUGAAAAGAAUAUAUAGAUUUGUUUGGUCUGAUUUACUUAUAAUGAAUCUUCCAAGUGAAGUGACUAUAUUUGUGA
Molecule: messenger RNA, 1229 nt
Organism: Physcomitrium patens
Lineage: Eukaryota; Viridiplantae; Streptophyta; Bryopsida; Funariales; Funariaceae
Source: RefSeq, a predicted model, not a curated record